This is a messenger RNA of Myiozetetes cayanensis, 1127 nucleotides long. RefSeq names its product adrenodoxin-like. The transcript has 4 exons. The record is from RefSeq and is a predicted model, not a curated record. Gene Ontology annotation, molecular function: 2 iron, 2 sulfur cluster binding. Gene Ontology annotation, cellular component: mitochondrion. Gene Ontology annotation, biological process: P450-containing electron transport chain; positive regulation of oxidoreductase activity. NCBI's taxonomy places the organism in Eukaryota, Metazoa, Chordata, Aves, Passeriformes, Tyrannidae. Bases 1 to 555 code for a protein of 184 amino acids.
AUGAUAGCUCAAGGCUUCCUGGGGCUCAUGCGGCCCUUGCGAAGUGGACUGAAUGUGAGCAAAAUUCACUUUAUUUAUCUCAGUGGGGUGACUGAGCAGCAUCACAACCCAGCAAAGUGGUGGUCAAAAAGAGGCUUCAGCUCCACGCACAGGCUCCAGGAUGCCCCCGGGGAGUCGAGCUCCACAGGUCAGGUGACAGUGCAUUUUAUAAAUCGGGACGGAGAGCGACUUACAACCACAGCCAAAGAAGGGGAGAGUUUGCUAGAAGUGGCAGUCAAUCAAAACUUGGCCAUUGAUGGAUUUGGUGCAUGUGAAGGAACAUUAGCCUGCUCUACCUGUCACCUCAUCUUUGACAAGGACACCUUCCAAAAGCUUGAUGCUGUCUCAGAUGAAGAGCUGGACAUGCUAGACUUGGCGUAUGGACUCACUGAGACAUCACGCCUUGGCUGCCAGGUAUACGUCAAGAAGUCAAUGGAUGGUCUGACAGUGCGGGUCCCCAUGGAUGUGUCAGACGUCAGGAGACAGAUGGAGAUUGGAAAGCAAAGCAAACAGUAACUGGAAAUGACUCCUGCACAGCUCACAUCCUCAUUUAGGUGUGGCAGGGUACUUUGCUUUUGGUUGACAAAAUUGCUUUUUGUGGCUGGUUUGCAGUAGGCCACAGAGGUCUGAUUCAGUAUAAAAUGCCUGUUUGGCAAAUACCUUAUUUAAACAAGUUUUAAUGCUUAAUAGGGUCUUUGGUACAUGUUUUAAGUGCUGAAAUGCUCUGCUGUAUGCAACUGGACUAAAGUGCAUGGCUUUAUAUUCCCCUGAGUGGGUGUCAGUAAACAUCUGUACUGUAUGUAACUCACCCUGUCCUUGGAAAUUUAAGAAUUCUGCUAUUAUGAGUAACUGCUCAGAGUUUUCCAAGGCUUGUCUCUUUAAAAGUGGAGCAGAUUUUUCCCAAUAGGGGAAGCUUAAGAGGAGCUAGCUGUUCACAGGUCAGUGUACUGAUGGGCUUGAUGAUGAAGGUGGCUUGAGUUUGGUCAGCAAGAGCAUAGUGAUAACACUCGCAUGCUGACUUCCUGAAAGCGGGAACCAAUUCUAUGAACUUGAGAUGUUACAGGACCUUGAAUCGUUCUAUUCCAGGA